UAUCCGACAGUAAGGACAAUACAAACAACACAACAAGUAGGAAACCUUCGGCAACAAAAUUUUACUGCACAGCCUCGUGUGAUUGGAACUAAUCAACAGCAAGUUAUACGAGCAAUACAGCAGCAACCAGCCACUGCAGGAAACACGCAAGUCAUCCGUGGUGGAACUCAACCGAGCAUCAUUCAAAUGACACAGUUACAUCAAGGUGACAAACAGGUUGGUUCAAUUAUUAAUAAUAGUAAUAAAACAACUGUUGUAAGUGGCCAACUACAAUUCACUCUGUGAUAAGGGUGAUUGACAAAAUCUGAUGACCGCGUCUCCAAUUUGCUAAAUCGUGAGAUUAUGUUAACAGACCCAAUUGGACAACAUGAUGUUUUUGUUACCAGUUAACCUUAAGAAAUUUGGGAUAUUUUAGGAUAUUUCAGCGGUUUUUCCUAGAUGUAAAAAUAGAUCCUAUUCAAAAUCAUGCAUGCAAUUAAUGGCGUGUCUUGUUCAAUAAUUGGACAGGACUUGCCAUUAUUAUUACUUUUGCAUGAUGUGAAAUGCCCUGUUACGUUGUCCUAUUAAUGGUGAAAUCAGGGCAGCUGAUAGGCAAUACAUGUAGUUAUGAUUAAACAUACACUGUACGGCUGUACAAUAACACCAUAGAGUUACCUGUACUUUGUACAUGUACAUGUAUAGGCAUGCAGUACAGCACUAUACUCAAUUACACUCCCCAGGACCGUUAGGGCAUGGAAUAGUCUCCUUCAUUCUUUUAACUAUGCUUCUAGUGUUCAACAGUUCAAAAGUUAUUACAGCUGUACAUGCUAAUUCCUAUCAGCUGCCAUAGGAAUAUCUGUAUGUCACUCUCAUAACACACACUUCUUUAAGCAUCGUUUUUUUUCUUGUCUGAUUUUACAGGAGUAGGUGUUUUGUCUUACAUGUAGUUAUAGAAUUGUAGAGGUUGAAAGUCAAUUCAGGUCCCUUCCCUGUUUUCAUCUCCGGUCAGCCGGUGUUCAAUCUAAGCAACGUUUUGUAAACAUUGACACAGAAUAUUUUAAUCUGAGGUGAAAUAAAAUUAUUGUGAAGUCAUACUGAUGCAAAAAAAAAUUACCUCGAAAAUAAGUACGUUUACUAUCCUAGGCCUACGUGUAGGUCCAGAUAUCACCAAAAAUUGCCUAAAUAUGUUUCCACAAAGUCCUGUUUUUUUUUUUAAAUAAUUAUCCGGAAAUUUUUUCUAAAUAUCUCAAAAAAAUUCAUUUCAUAAAUUACACGACACUAUGCAUAUGAGAGUGUACACUUCGGCAUCGUGGUUGUGGAUUAAUAUUGUGAAGGGAGAGGAAUAAUUCCUCUGUAAGAAAUGAGGAAUUGCAAGAAAUCAUAUUUUUUUAGAUUCCCUUACAUACAAAUACCCUUACUUUUCUCCUUUUAUGUAAUAGACUUCUUAACUUCUUCACGGGAAGUCUGCUAGGUGUAUGACUGUGUGGCUGUAACCCAAUUUGAUUAUAAUUUCUGUCAUAAAUACAGUACAGCUCAGAGAUAAGUGACCAACAGACACGCAAAACACAUGCACAUUUUCUGCGUUAACGCAAAAUCGUUAACUAGGUUGAAAGCGCAUUUUUGAAACUAGCUUUCGCUUUUGUUAUGCACUGUUUAAUGCUUCAUUGUUUUCGCUUUGUUUUCCCUACCCUGGGUAACUACAUGUAUAACAGAUAUAAAAUCGAGAACAAGCUUAGCCUAUCGAGAAUCGAGUCUAGGAUCGAGUUUCGCGAGAUUCACCCAAUACUAAUUUCUCGCAGUGAAAACCAAAAAAUAGCCUGUCAUCUAAAAUGGCAACACAAAUUUCUGCAAAUUUCAGGAAAUUAUGUUCUUGUUCAGCAUACAACAAAACUCUAAACAAUUACCCUUAAAACAAAUUUUUUUUUUUUUUUUUUAAUAAUUAUCUGGAAAUUUUUUCUAAAUAUCUCAAAAAAUUUCAUUUCAUAAAUAACACGACACUAUGCAUAUGAGAGUGUACACUUUGGCAUCAUGGUUGUGGAUUAAUAUUGUGAAGGGAGAGGAAUAAUUCCUCUGUAAGAAAUGAGGAAUUGCAAGAAAUCAUAUUUUUUUGGAUUCCCUUCAUACAAAUACCCUUACUUUUCUCCUUUUAUGUAAUAGACUUCUUAACUUCUUCACGGGAAGUCUGCUAGGUGUAUGACUGCGUGGCUGUAACCCAAUUUGAUUAUAAUUUCUGUCAUAAAUACAGUACAGCUCAGAGAUAAGUGACCAACAGACACGCAAAACACACGCACAUUUUCUGCGUUAACGCAAAAUCGUUAACUAGUUUGAAAGCGCAUUUUUGAAACUAGCUUUCGCUUUUGUUAUGCACUGUUUAAUGCUUCAUUGUUUUCGCUUUGUUUACCCUACCCUGGGUAACUACAUGUAUAACAGAUAUAAAAUCGAGAACAAGCUUAGCCUAUCGAGAAUCAAGUCAAGGAUCGAGUUUCGCGAGAUUCACCCAUUACUAAUUUCUCGCAGUGAAAACCAAAAAAUAGCCUGUCAUCUAAAAUGGCAACACAAAUUUCUGCAAAUUUCAGGAAAUUAUGUUCUUGUUCAGCAUACAACAAAACUCUAAACAAUUACCCUUAAAUUCAGCCUUACUUACAGUACAGCCUUACUUUUGGCCUUUUGUCACCUUUUAUUCAGAACCAGUCAGUCAUUUUUGAAAUAACGUUUCAGCUUUGUGAUUAUCUUAGAGGCCAAUUCAUACAGCUGUACCACCUACAGUGCCAGCCUCCAAGCUGUUGUUAUCAGUAUUAAUUUUGACUGUUUACUGCAAUAAAGGAAUCAAAACUGUGAAAAGCAUAAAACUGUAAUGUACUGUCCCUGGUUAUAGGUUUGAUGAAGUCUGUUGUUCAAAGUUUCAAUCAUUAUGCUUUGACCCAGACCAUUUUUGAAAUGCCACGUGGGACAUAUGACCCACUUUGACUAAUUUGACUAAUUUCUAGGUUGAACACUGGUCAGCAUUUCUUUUUCAUGUACAGCUAUAGACCUGUACAGUUUGUAUGAAUUCGUAUUAUCUGGCGGAAAAAAAAAUCAAUAAAAUGUGAUUAAACAAUGGCAGAUUUAGGAAAAUUAAUAUGUUAUUAUUGUUACUAGAUGUGUCACGUGUACAUAUAAUUCUUUUUUCAGCCUUCAGGAAUUCAAGUUAUUCAGGUAGAUGGAGCUAAUGAUAGUGACAGUGAGGAUGAUGAUGAUGAUGACGAAGAUGAAGAUGAUGAUGAAAAAGAUAAAUCUAAAGACAAUGGGUUGGAUGAAGAGGGAGAAGUUGAAGUAAGUGUGAAUUUUUAAGGACAUUAUUAGUUUUAAAUACUAAAGGCAGUUUCAAAUUAUUAUUUGUUUGGGGCCAAAAGAUUGUGAUCAGCUACAUUGAAGUCAAGCAUGUGCCAUCUUAAACUUGCAAAUUGUAUCUUCAUGGCCUGUUAAUUUACAUCAAGCGGAACCUAAAAGUGUGACCUCCUUUAAUUAAUUCACAUUCUUUCAUGCAGACAUUAUUUAAUCAGAAGUCAAGGACAAUCUGUAGGAAAGAAUGUGUUAACUGUGUAAGAAGGACAAAGAUUGCCUGAAUACCUCAAUAAAAUUAAUUUGUUAUGUGCCAGCCAUAUAAACUGAGAGUAUAGCUCAGAUUAUGUUGUCAAGAAAGAACAAUAAUUUUUUUGUCCACUUUGGAUAGGAGAAACAUAAGUUGGGUAACUAAAUCUCAUUUUAUAUCGCUAAUGAAGUUCAAGCAAUUUGAACAAAAUAUUUGAAUUGCUUUAAUUAUUUUGCUCUGAGUUCUGGAGUUUGUUGUUUCCAGUAAUGUUUUUAGUAUUUGUGAUAACAAAAGAAAGACUUAAAAACAGGAUUGUUUGACAAACAAAAUUUUGUCAUACAGUGUACAUUUGAAUUCCUUUAAUCAGGUACAUGUUUACUUCUUGCAGGAUGAGGAUCCUCUUAAUUCAGAUGACGAUGUUUCAGAUGAUGACCCAGCGGACUUAUUUGACACUGAUAAUGUCGUUGUGUGUCAGUUUGACAAGGUGCAGAGACCCAUUCUUGUACAGCAAUGAACAGGGAGCAAAGCGAGCCAAGUGAUGGACUGGGGAGAAGAAAAGGGCAGCAAAGCCCUUCUCUGCUGCUUUCUCUCCUCAGUCCCCUGCCGGCUAUUUUUUGCUCAGUCCAUUCUCCCUUUUCCUCCUCUAAGGAGUCUGGUCCAAGGCUAUCACAGUUAAGGACUCUAUCCACAGACUCAAAAAUUAGAAGUGCGUUAUAAUGAAUGAUAAACAUGCAGUAGCACAGGAAAAACUCCUUUAAAAAUAAAUAAGUAGGUUUUUAGACACAUAUAACUAAUUUUCAUACCAAUGCACACCGUAAAGAAGUGGGAUGGGCAACACUGUGACUUCUCUCUCAAUGGACAACUUCUGAUUUCCAGUAUCCCUCAAUGGGUCGUUUCCUUUUUCCAGCAACCCCUGCUUGUUUCUUUCUCCGAGAUAGUCGGGUCUGCGAAAUUGAGAAAGGGCCAACACAAAUAUAAUACAGGAAGAAACUGUGGAGAGGAAGGGCACCACCACAUUUCUCUUUUACCAGAUCAUGCGCUCAUAAUUUUUUUUUGAUUGUCCUUCACUUUUGCGUCACCCCUACAGUACUAUCUAAGAGCCUGGAACAGACUAGUGACAAUGAGUUUUAUUUGCACAAAAAUGAAAAUAGACAACGCAUGACCUCAUUAUGAGAGAGAGGUGAGGGGCAACUCAGAAAUCGCAUGUUUACAGCAAAUGAUAAUAUCGCAAGAUGGGUGACAGCUAUGAAAACUUUCAACAUCUCAAAAGAGAAAAACACGACUUCACGCAAGCCAAAACAAGUAAAUGCAUUAUUAUUUUUACUAUUUGUAAGCUAUAAAUUUUUUCAAGAGGAUAACCUUAAGAUAUGAGUCGUGGUUGACCUGCUCACUCAUACUUCUUUCCUUGUCUUUUUUUAGAUCAAUCGCAGCAGAAACAAAUGGAAAUUUUAUUUAAAAGAUGGAAUAAUGAAUCUUAGAGGAAGAGACUAUGUGUUCCAAAAGGCUACUGGCGAAGCUGAGUGGUAG
Porites evermanni is the source of this 5077-nucleotide messenger RNA. The record is from the annotation of a GenBank genome assembly. NCBI's taxonomy places the organism in Eukaryota, Metazoa, Cnidaria, Anthozoa, Scleractinia, Poritidae.